UCCCGCUCUCAAGUCCUUUUUUAGUCUUGGUUAAUGGUUAGCUCUCAGGGGGAGUUAACCGGAAAAUUCCCAAAAACUAACCGAAAAGAUGCAGAGGUCCUUCUCGUUGAUCCAGACGGUGGCAAUCUCCGGCGUAUUCUCCGCCGUCUCUUGCUGGUACGGAUUCAUGUUCGGUAGAGAAUCGGCCAGAAAAGAGCUCGGCGGCUUGAUCGAAGAACUCCGCCGCGGAGGUUCCGAUUCUUCUUCUCCUCCUCCCAAUUCGUGAGUUAACUACUCCAAUUCGCCAGGCGCCUCGAUUCUAAGAAAGAAUCUCUUAAGUUUUGAUUUCGAUUGUUCCAUUUAUGUUUUCCAGAAUGUUGACUAUAGUUUCUUGCACUAUAGUCUAAAAGCAAUUAUUGUAUAUACGAUGUGUUAUCAAUAAGAUUGUAUGCGAAAAAAAAUGCAUAUUAUUUGA
This is a messenger RNA of Raphanus sativus (radish), 454 nucleotides long. RefSeq lists its product as uncharacterized. The transcript has 2 exons. The record is from RefSeq and is a predicted model, not a curated record. Bases 89 to 265 code for a protein of 58 amino acids. Lineage: Eukaryota; Viridiplantae; Streptophyta; Magnoliopsida; Brassicales; Brassicaceae.